GAACGCGCCUUGUUCUUUAUAAAAUCGGCGUUAUUUAUUUCUCGCUACUUAAUAAAAUUUAAAAUUACCGCUAAAUUCGGAAAAAGGGUUUUCUUAAAUAACAAGAAAAUUACAAUAAUAACUGAAAGUUACUUUUUAAGUAUAAAGCUAAAAGUGUAUAAUUGACAAAACAACUACUUUAAGAUACAUAAGAAAAGGCAAAAUUUUAUCAAAAUGGCAUCGACGCAAAGAAUAGUAACAAAAACUGACGAUGGACGAUACGUUAUAAUAAAUCCUGAUGGUCGUUCGGUACCUUUAAAGCUAGCAAACUCUCAAAAAGAAACAUCAGAACCGAAGAAAUAUAUCGUUAAAUCGAGUUCUGGUCAAGUGAUUGUUGCAUCACAAGGAGGUGUGAAAACUGAAAAACCUUCAACAUCAUCGUCCAUUGUUGGCACAGCAUCAAGCAUCACAAUUGGAAAGAAAGCUCAGCCUUCAUCAAAUGUCAUUAAAAUCACUUCACCAACAUCUCCAACUGGAAAAAAUGUUCAAGUUGUUCGUGUUCUCAAUUCAGGUGCUUCAUCGUCAGGAACACAAAAAGUUAUACAAGUUCCGCGGUCAAAUGCUCCUCGUAUUUUGAAUCAGUCAAUAGGAACAUCAGAUGUAAAGGAAGAGCAGUCGCAACGUCCAGUCACUGUCGUUCGAAAAGUCAUUAGUGACUCUGAAGAUUCUCCUCCAGUCAAGAAGACCAAGUAUAUCACUCUGACGACAUCCCAGAUAAAUCAAAUUGAAGGAGCUACAAUAAUGGGUGGAGGAAAAUCAAAACGAAUUGUAAUGUUGCCUUCAAACUAUCGUGAGCAGUUGGAAAAGAUCUCAACUCGUCCAACUCAAGCUACGAGUGGACAAACAACAUUUAAAAUUGUUCAAGAAACAAGAUCGCCACCAUUGGAAAUCGAUCCAGUCAAUCAAUUUUCUGUUGGACGCAAAUCAAAACGUCCAUGUAAUUGUACAAAGUCGCAAUGCUUAAAAUUCUAUUGCGAUUGCUUUGCAGCUGGCGAAUACUGUUCAGGCUGCAAUUGCAAAGACUGUCUUAAUGAACAUGACAGUGAAGAACGAGAAAGAGCCGUUAAAAUGUGUAUGGAAAGAAAUCCGUUUGCUUUCAAAUCGAAAGAAGCAACUGAAGAACAACAACGUUUACAUCAGCGAGGUUGUAAUUGUAAACGAUCAGGGUGUUUGAAGAACUAUUGCGAGUGCUACGAAGCAAAAAUUUCUUGCUCGGCCAACUGCCGAUGUUUGGGCUGCAAAAACGUCGAUGACGUUGAUGAAAAGAUGGAAAUGGAGCUUCAGUAUUUGAAACAAUGUGGAAAACGUGGACAAUUUAAUGAAGAGAUUUAUGAAAAGAAUCUUGCAGCGCUUAAGAAAGUCACCGAUUUAAAUGAAAUUGUAAAGAAACCAUACAAUUUCAUGACACAAGAUGUCAUCGAAGCAACCGUUCAAUGUAUGAUUGCUCAAGCUGAAGAAUGUGAAAAGAUUAACGUGACAAAGAAACAAGGCGAGAAAAUGAUUCUCGAAGAAUUCAGUCGAUGUCUUCAAGAAAUUAUUGAGUUCUCUGCAAAAAAUAUUGAUUAAGUUGUCCUAGAAGGUUGUUCUUUUCUUCAACAAUUUUCAUUUUUCAUUUCUUUAUUUUAAGCACAUUUCUUCAUCUUUUUUCUUGAAAAUAAGUUUAGAAAAUAUUUCAUUGUAUAACCAAGAAUAGAAAGAAUAAAACUUUAUCGAAAUUUAUUCGCUGUCGUCGUCCAUCGUCACUUCCUGUGUUGAUCCAGUAACAGGUUCGUUUGUAAAAGUACUUUUAACGCUAUCUAAAUCAAUUAGAUUUGUGACCAUGAAAUUCAUUUUUUUCUUGUCACCACCGAGUGCAAUUAUAAAAUUAUUUUCAGGAAUUUCAGCAAGACAAUGAAUUCUUCCAAGUUUAAAAUGAUGUGAAUGAACUGGAUGACAUGAUGUUGAGUCGUAUUUCCAUAUUUUCACCAGACAAUCAACAGACGACGAUGUAAGCAUGUUAGGUGCAGUUUUAUUGAAACCAAAGUCUGUUAUUUCCUUCUCAUGUGCGUCAAUUGUCCAAAGUGGCUCCGUUGUUCGUGAAUCAAAGUAAUGAAUUUUACCAGUGUUAGUUCCAGCUACAAAAUUAUAUUUUUCAUUGGGAUUCCAUUUAACUUUUUCAACUUCUCCUUCGACGAUCCAUUGCUUGUAUUGAGAUCCUUCGUUGUCGCUUUGACGGCAAUCAAAAAGUUUGAUUGUGUUGUCGCUGCUUCCAGUUAAAAGAUAUUCUCCUUCUGACGGAUUGAAUUCUAACGUUUGAACUUUCUCAGCGAAGUCUUUGAGAAUAGUUGAUGGUGUUGCGUUUUCCAGAUCCCAUAAGAUUACAGUUUGAUCGACAGAAGCACUGGCGAGAAUGUGUUGAAAGUUUGGAUUCCAUGCCAAGUCAAGAACAGCAUCCUUGUGACCGAUUCUUUUGAUAUUCUUUUUCUUACUUGGUUUCUUUCCUAAUUCCAUGACAGGUUCUAAUGGUUGAUGAAUGUCUAAAUCAUAUAUGUGGAUUAUUGGCUCCAUUCCUCCAAUAGCACAAAGAUUUCCAGGUUGUUGACUUCCAGGAUCGUAACUGAAUGGUUCAACACAUAAUAUGUGAAAUGGCAACAUAAAAUCAUGAUGAACAUAAAGGGAAUUUUCUUCCUCAUUAAAAGUGUAAACUUCAAGUGACGAGCAAUCUUUUUCAACUCUUCCAACAAGGCAAAGAUUGUCUGAUAGUUUAAUUAUAUCAUCCUCAGCAUCGGAGUCAUUUUCUGAGUCUCCUAUUCGAUCAUCUUCUGUCACCUCGACAAUAUCUGACAUCUUCAAGACUUGUUCGGACUUUUCUUUGUCAUAAUUGUCAAAGUUAAAUUCAUCUUUUCCAGUUUGUUGUGAUGGUUCACAUUGCGGUUGAGAUGAAACUUUUUCAUCAUCUUCAUUAGAGUCACUGUCGUCAUCAUCUAUUUGACCUGAUGUUGAUGGACCUCCAAACAUUUCUUGAAAAACUUGGGGAUUUAAAUUUGGUUUUACUCCCUCUGCAAUACUUUUAGAUGCAGCGAUGCCUCUUUUCACUACCUUAAUACAUGGUACAAAAAACACAUCAGGUUGGGAAUCUUCAAGUUCAUCAUUGAUUUCCAUUAUGUUCUUUUUAAAAACUUCUCAUUUAGGGCGAAUAUCGACGAUCAACAAAAGUGUGUGAGUUCGGACUAAACAUCAAAAAUCCGUAGUCCGU
Messenger RNA from Clunio marinus, 3274 nucleotides. Lineage: Eukaryota; Metazoa; Arthropoda; Insecta; Diptera; Chironomidae. The record is from the annotation of a GenBank genome assembly.